AUGGACUAAAAUGUUUACGGGAAACAAAAAGUUUAAUAGAGAUUGUAACAAAGAGUUUUAAAAAAACUAAAUACCAAUGAACAAACACCAAAAAUAAACAUCUCAGUGUAAUCGAAAGAAAAUGGUACUGUAGACCACAUACUAUAUUUGGUUAAAUUAUAACACCUCUGAAGUCACCACAGUAAGGUCACCAAACAUGCAUUGAAAAACAACCAAAGCACAACAGCACAAUAACUAGGUUAUUAUAUAUUUUUUCUAAAACAAAAGUGUUUAUUUAAAUCCUGAUCACACAUCCAUUUUGGGCCAAAAUAGAAAACUGCAAACUAAACCCAAUGUUGCUAACCACAAGAAUGUGUGCACUGUCAGGCAGAGACAUGUCGUGCCACCCCUAGCCUUAGUCCCUCUGUUUAAGCAGCCUAACUUAAUUUAACUUUUCUCUUAAAUGACAAAACUAAGUUAUUUAAGUACUUAACUACAAUGUAAAAGAAUUACAUGCUCUCAUUCUGAAGAGAAUUUCUGAAUCCAGGUAGUACAGCUAGGAUCAAAACAACUGAGCUAAAGAAAAGUACUCUGAAAAAAGGGCACAACUAAGCUUACACAAAAGUAUUUGCAUUCUCAAAAAGGAUGGAGCUUAUUUCUAACAAAGUAGGUCUCCUAAAGGUCAAGACACUGACAAAAUAGCUGCCUGCCUGUUGCACUGAAUAAAGCAACGCCCUCAAAAGGAAGUCUUAGGCACUUCCUCACUAUUUGAGAGACAGCAAGCUAAAAAACAAAAUCAAGAGGUGUAUUCGAGCAACGCACCAUCUGGUGUCAUAACUGAGAUUGUAAUGUUCUCAACUUGAACUGACUUCACAUCCAUUUCGCAAUAUUCCUGGCCAGGCUUCUAAUCACUGGUUGGAGACCAUUUUGUCAGCCAGUUUGCAGCAUAGGAUUGAGCUGCAGAUUCAGAAAAUCACCAAGUAAGUAAUUCCACAAGGGCUACAAUAAUGGAAAUUCCUUCCAAUGAAUCCUUGUACCACUCUUCUUCAGGCAAUAAUAUUACUGAUCACCACAUAUUCAUCAAGAUUAUGGAACUACAAAAUAUAAUCUCAAGGAGUGUUUAUGUCUACAGCAUAUUUGGACUUGUUGGACUCUUAACAGGGACCUUCAUCCUAAUUACUUAUAUUAGAAACUUCAACAAAAGUAAAUUUGAAAUACUUGACGUUUGUGUAUUCACAGUGACUGUGGCUGAUUUCCUGCUUAUCCUUUUCUCGUUUACUGAUAUAGUCAGGCCAAACCCCGUUACGACCUCUGCUCUAUGUUGUACAAUCCUCUCAUUUUGCUUCAACCUCCCUUAUUUCUACACAGAAUACAUGCAUGUUGCAAUUUCCUUCUUUCUGGUAUACGACCAGACUGCACUGACCGGAAGAACCCUGAGAAAGCCUCUCAUCACCAUCCUCGCUGUGAUAUGCUCGAGCAUUCUCUGGUCAGCUCUGGUCACAGCUCUCAUUGGGGUCAGUGAAGACUUGAACAAGGAAGUGAACUGCUACGUAGACCCUCUCGAGGCUCCAGCAAAAUAUAACAUCGUCAAGUUUGUCUUUGGAUUUCUCUUGCCAACGCUCACCAUUCUGGGAUUUAUCCUGUAUUUCCUGAUUCAUUCCACACGCAUGCAGAGUUCAAAUGGCCUACAAACCUGCAUGACAUCUAUCUCUCCACACCGAGUUUUCCUAGCACUGGUCACGGUGACUUUUAUUUGCCGCCUUGUUUACAAUGUUCUGCUUCUCCUCCGACGACAGGCAGUCGAUACCUACGGCAGUUAUAAAAUGCAAGAGAUGGCAGUAAUUGGAGAGUUGAUCAUGUUCACCGGGAGCUGCCUAUGCCUUGUGUGCAUUCUCAUUUUUGAUGAGAAAAUGAGACAAGCUGCCAGGAGUUUCCUGAGGUGCAUUACUAAGCCCAGCUGGGUGUACGACUCCAACAGAAACCGAAGUAACAUGAGCCCCACCAUUGAGAUCAAUGAGCAGCCUGUAGAAGCAGCUUCUCUACACGAAAGUCAAAAUCAUCUACACACACUGUCUUAGAAUACAAGAGGAACUGUCCUUCAGACAUAGCUUCAUAGGCUUUAAAGUGCUGCAGAACAUCUUGAAAAAGGGGCAAGAGGAGUUCUAUAUCCAUGGAAGUCUUUCUUUUGCAUCUAGGCACCAGAACAUUAUGUAAUGAUCAACUCAACCAAACCAAUAUCAAUUGAAUGUGAUAUCAUUCCAGUAUCAAAUUCUGAUUGAAAAUUUUUUUAAAUGGUGGCAAAUUUUAAUGUUUCAUUCCAAUUUUUUUUAAAUCCUCAAAUGUAUGUACUUUGCAGUGAAACAAGGUUUCACCCAUUUCCCACUUGCAUGGGAAGGCAGAAAAUGGUGGAAAGCACAAAACAUUCCCAGAUCCCUUUGAGGAGCAACACUCUGUGAGUGAUCAACUCCAACUCUCAACUGUCACUAAUAUCAUUCUGGAAUAUAUCACAGUAAGAUGCACGUUAGCAUCCUUGGAACGGUUUGUCUUUACCCGGUGGGAAAUGUUAACAAAACGAGGGAGAUGCAGAUGAAGAAUGUUAUGUGGAUAAUCAGGAGAAAGACAAGUCCUAAACACUGACUGUUAAAACAAUGUGGGUGUACCAAUGGCUUCUAAAGGAGCACAACACUACGGCAAAGGUCAGUCUUUGGAAGGCACGAAAGAUGAGCUUUUAUUGGCCAAUUUUCCACUUCAGAACCGAUGCAGUCACUAUGUUAAAAUCUUGAACAAAUCAAGUUGCAGAAGGUAGAUCAAAUAUUACAAGGUUACAGAUUCCACAUUGUAUCAACUUCUAAGACCACAGGACUGAAUUCUUCCUUUCACAACCUACUGGCCAAGGAGCCAUGAUUGAUGGAAGAUUACUGCCUCUGGUGUGAAUGGAGUGAAACUACACUCAAUUCUAGCCUUCAAAACGAGUUCUGCAAAUGGCAAUUUAAUUGCUGGCACUGGAUUAAGAGCUAAAAGUAAUAAAUUGUUGAACUACAAGGCUGCACACAUUACUUUUCAUUCUGUAUUCAAGAACAAAGGAACAACUGUGACCUCAAACGUAAAAAGGAAGAAUUCUGAUGAGAGCUGCUAAUUAAAAUUCAACUCACAUCCACGUUUGCUUGUGGACGAAAAGGAGUCAGCACUUCAGCUGGCUCUUCCAGAUCUCCCAGCUGAAGAAAAAUCACCAAACUUUGCUGCCUCAACUAUCAAAAGCUCAGGUUCACCAGCUCACUCAGUCUCCAGAAACCACAGCCACCCAGUAUGAAUGAACUCUGCUGUCAAGGCUCAUUAUCCACAAACACUGCAAAAGGGCUAAGCAGAGAGAUUAAUUUCUGGUUCAAAACUGCCUCUCUCUUGCUCGUAUCAAUAGAUGCAGAAUUACAUAGAACAGUACAGCACAGGAAUAAUAUCGUAGGCCCACAAUGUUGUACUGAACCAAUUAACUUAGUAAUCAAAUGGCUAACCAAUUAUUUCUGAAGAGAAUAUCCAAAUUCAUCACAUUCAUGGGUCGAUCCAAACAUCUUUUAAAACUGUUUAACAUUUCACCCUCUAACACCAUCUCAGGCAGUGCACCCACCAAUCCCUAUGUAAAAGAUUUACUCCUCAUGUCUCCUUUGUAUGCGCUCUGUUAUUAGACGGGCCAACCCUUGGAAAAAGUUAUUGCCUUUCUACUCUACCAAUGCCUCUCCUAAUCUUAUAAACCUCUAUUAGAUCCCCCUUUCAGCCUCUGCUGCCCCACAGAAAACAACCCAAGCCUGUCAACCACUCAUUAUAGCAUGUGCCAUCCAAUCCAGGCAACAUCCUUAUAAACCUCUUCUGAAGCCUCGACAUCCUUGUUGGCAAUGUGCACAUUCGUCAUGCUUGAGAAGGCAGUGGUGAGACAGACUCAUAACCUGCUCCAGAAAAUAUCCCUCCAGUGCUCUCAUGCAGGAAGUUACAGCAUUUCUUCCCGGCAACAAUAAAGACAUAAUUUAUUUGCGAGGCAGCAUAAUAUGCGACUGUUGUAACGCCAAUCUUUCCAAAGACUGAGUGUUUUAAAAGUGCAGUUAAGGAAAUCUUGGCAAAUAACUGCGGUGUGUUUUGUAAGUGGAGCAUUGGAGCCACAGUGCCACAACUUUAAGGUAGUAAUUAGAAUCGAACCAAGAAGGCUACUUUGCUCCUAUUUGGUGUUGAGCUUCUCAAUCAUCAUUUUAAAGCCUUUUAAUUAGAAGUGAAUGUAGUAAACACAUUAGCUAAGAAGAGUUGUAAAGGGUAUAGAGGUAAUACAGGAAUUGCUCAAUGAACAAAAGUCAAGUUCUUUCAAUAUCUCCACUUGCUGUUUGGCAGUUACAAAAUACAUUAUUAGCAAUUACUCAUUCUCUCUUCAGCCCGACAAAACUCAGGAAACUACAGUGUUGAGAACUGGCAGGAACAUGAACUCUAAUGCCAUCUGUCCCUCUUAUACCAACUGUAAGAAAUUAUUCAAAUUACUCAGCUACUGGACAAUAAAACAUCAUCAGCAAAAGCAGAUCUGCAAUAUUAUAUCAUUUGUACUUUUCGUUAAAGUCUUUGUUAAAUCAAGAGUGGAAAUAAAAUAGAGAUGUCCAAUUAUGAGGCAAAUAUGACCUAAUUGACAAAGGAAUAUCACUCCAUAUGCAAUUAUUUAGCUCACGAUUGUUAUUGAAUUAUGUUAUACAGAAUGUUAUAAGGAAACUUUUGGUAUGUUUAUGACAUCUUUUCUGAAAGUGAUCUUUUAAACGAUGAAAAGUAACUGUAUUGAACGCAACAGCUUUGCUUAUGCAUAUUCUCAAGGUUAUUUUUACACUCUUGACUAUUUGCUGCCUGAACAAAAAGUUUCUUAACAAUUUUCACUCUAGCUUAUUCACCUAUCUUGGUUUAUAUAUAUGUUGUAAUACUGCCCAACUGUCUUGAUUGACAGAAAUAAAAUACUCCAGCAUUCCACAGAGACAGCUAAGAGAAUAACAAUUUCAAUAACAGCUUGCUACUGAAAAGUGAUCAUAUAUAAUCUAAUAAUGAAAUCAUAAUAAUUAAUAAUUAUAUAUCAUCUAAAGCUACAAGUUGUCCAUUGGUUUGAAAAUCAUAUGUGGAUCUCAGGGGUGAGUUUAUAUUUAUACCACUAAGUAGUAAUAUAGUUGUUCUGAAGGCUAGCUAAGCCGUAAAUUUUACAAUUUCCAGAUCUAUGCUGGUAGCUAGGCAAUUAAUCUCACUACCUUGAUGUGUAUAUAAUGUGAUGGCUAAAGAGAGGGAAAUAAGCUCUGUUAGAGCAUAUUCAGGACUUAGGGUGUAUAGCAAAAUUCUAACUUCAUCCCCAAUCUUCAGAUCUGAAUAUGGACUGUAGAUAAAAUUUAAAAUGCAGCAACAAUGGGUUCCUAAUAGCUGUGAACUGCAGUUAAUUGGAAAAUCAGACAAUGCUGAUUUAACGUCCUUUUUGGGAGUCUGUACGCGGGUGUGAAGAAGGAGGAGUAGAAGUUAUAUUAAUUCAAAGGAAGCAUUAUAGAUACAUUGUAAAUAUAGAAUUAUCCAUUGAUCUUUAGCAUAUAAAAUGUCAUUCAAUAUUGGGUCAAGCAGGCCUCUUCCUCCAGAAAGAUCUCAAUAUAAUGUCUGCUGUGUCUCAUUUUGUUGAAUAAAA
This is a messenger RNA of Mobula hypostoma (lesser devil ray), 5653 nucleotides long. RefSeq lists its product as uncharacterized. The record is from RefSeq and is a predicted model, not a curated record. NCBI's taxonomy places the organism in Eukaryota, Metazoa, Chordata, Chondrichthyes, Myliobatiformes, Myliobatidae. The coding region runs from base 987 to 2057 and encodes 356 amino acids. The transcript is spliced from 3 exons.